This is a messenger RNA of Python bivittatus (Burmese python), 1368 nucleotides long. Lineage: Eukaryota; Metazoa; Chordata; Lepidosauria; Squamata; Pythonidae. The record is from RefSeq and is a predicted model, not a curated record.
GUAAGACGGAGACAAAUGCUUUGCCCAUUCACAGACGUCUUCUUGUCAUCUUGGUGUUUUGUAGGGGCCUUGCUUCAUGUGGCUGUGAGUCCUGACAAGCAUCGUCUUGGGGGCAGUGCGCUGGCUCAGUGCUUCUCCCAACUGGGAGAUGUUUCCCCAGACCUGGAUGACCCCGCCACCCUUGUUUCCUGCUUCCGAGUUACUCAGGACCUGUUACGAGACUCUGUUCUUUCCUCUGGGCAUGAUGUGAGUGAUGGGGGUCUGUUGACUUGCUUGCUGGAGAUGGCCAUUGCUGGGAAUUGUGGUGCCCACAUCGAGCUAGGAGCGCCAGGGGUCCACGCUUUGGAUGUGCUUUUUGCUGAGGAACUUGGGCUGGUGCUGGAAGUGCCCCGUGCUGCAGCAGCUGAAGUCUGUGGGCGGUACCGGGAAGCGGGAGUGCGCUGCGUGCCUGUUGGAUAUUCUGGCCCUCGGGGUCCAAAUGCCAUGGUCCGGGUCACUGUAAAUGGCCAACAAGUGCUGGCAGAGAAAGUCUCAACCUUGCGGAACUGGUGGGAAGCCACAAGCUUCCAGUUGGAGAGGCUGCAAGCCAAUCCAGACUGUGUGGCUCAAGAAGAGAUGGGCUUGGCCAAGCGCACAGAACCCAGCUUCACCCUGACCUUUAACCCCCAGGAGGAACUUCCUCUUCUACAGGAAAUGGCCUUGCCUGCUCCCCGUGUCGCUGUCCUUCGUGAGGAGGGAAGCAACGGAGAUCGUGAAAUGGUGGCAGCGUUUCUCAUGGCUGGAUUCCAGGUUUGGGACCUCACCAUGCAAGAUCUGUGCUCAGGCAAGAUGACCCUAGACUCCUUCCGUGGCUUGGUGUUCGUUGGAGGCUUCAGUUAUGCAGAUGUACUUGGAUCUGCCAAAGGCUGGGCAGCUUCAGUGACCUUUAACCCCAGAGCUCAGGCACAGUUCCAAGCAUUCCACCAGCGGAAAGACACUUUCAGUCUCGGGGUGUGCAAUGGCUGUCAGCUGAUGGCACUGCUAGGGUGGGUAGGAGCCGAGAACCCUGAAGCCAAAGAUCUAGAUGGGGCCACACAACCAGGGUUGCUGCUGAGUCCCAACAACUCUGGCCGGUUUGAGUCGCGUUUUGUGAACCUGGGGAUUGAGGAAAGUCCAGCGCUGAUGCUGCGGGGCAUGGCAGGUUCCACUCUGGGCAUCUGGGUGGCCCACGGAGAAGGUAAUGCCAUCGCUUGGGAACAGCAUUUCAAUACAGGAUCCAGGGAACAUCCCCUCUUUAAUUUCUUUCCUUUUUUUUCUUUUUCAUUUGAAGUGCAGUUUGAAGUUUGCCGAUGCGUGUGCGUGUACAAACAGUGAAGAAUAAUAAUAAUA